This is a messenger RNA of Gordionus sp. m RMFG-2023, 4585 nucleotides long. RefSeq names its product vacuolar protein sorting-associated protein 11 homolog. Lineage: Eukaryota; Metazoa; Nematomorpha; Gordioida; Chordodea; Parachordodidae. Gene Ontology annotation, cellular component: HOPS complex; endosome. Gene Ontology annotation, molecular function: protein-macromolecule adaptor activity; protein binding. Gene Ontology annotation, biological process: vacuole organization; endosome organization; organelle fusion. The transcript has 23 exons. The record is from RefSeq and is a predicted model, not a curated record. The coding region runs from base 23 to 4333 and encodes 1436 amino acids.
UAAAAAUAUUUUAUUUUAUUCAAUGUCCUUUUUGCAAUGGCGAAGGUUUAAUUUUUUUGAUAAAGACAUAUUGAAAGAUCCUGAUAAAAACGAAAGUUAUGAUAAAUUAAAAGAUAUAAAUAUAUCUACAUCCACAAGUAUUAAGGGAUAUAUUGUAUUUGGGGACUAUGAUGGGUUUUUACAUUUCAUGACUCAAGAUCUCGAAAUAAAAUCACUAAAGGCACAUGAUGUUAAAGUUGAACAUUUAUAUAAUAUGACGAAUUCACAAAUUUUAAUAUCUGUUGGGUAUGACAAUGACAGUCCACAGCCAAUCAUAAAAAUAUGGAAUUUAACUAAAGGAUUUGAUAGGUAUGGGAAUAUACCAUAUUUAAAAAGUUUUAAAAUCACAUAUGGUAACAAAACCCCAAUUGUUAAUUGUGUGACUGCUCAUGAAAAUCUCACGUUAUUGAUUAUUGGACUAAAUUCUGGCCAGAUUUUGAUGUAUAAAGGAAAUUUAACCAAGGGUGAAAAAUACAAAAAACGCAAACGCUUCUACCAACUGGAGGGCAGAGGGGUUAUGAUCCAAAAUCGUCAUUGGAAUUUAAGAAAUUCCUUAUCCUCAAUUAAGCCCAAAUUAUUUCACCAAGCCACUAGUCCUAUAACCAAUCUCGCGCUCUCUUACACUCAAGGUUACCAUAUCCAGGAAUCCUCUAAGAAGGACCCGAUGGUGUCCAAGACAAAGUACAAUGUUCCUUCCGCGUUUAUCCCUAUAAUCAACAAAAUACCGUCUUCCAAUAACAAUGUAACGGCAUCACCUAUCGAUACAUCCGUGAUGGACCAAUUAAAUCCCAUAUCUCAGAGCCGUUCUUUAGACAACAAGACAAGCACUGAUUCCGAAUCACUCCGUCAUCCCUCGUUUCAAAUCCCAAACGCGCCUCCGAAGAAACUGGCAAAGGUCUUCAAGACAACCCUCUUCAUUUCAACCCUGGAUUCCAUCAUGUGCUUCUCCGUAGAGGAUUCGCAUUUAUCGCUCAUAUUUUCUUCCAAAUAUCAAGAAUCCGCCCUGAGCCAUUUGGUCAAGCACACCAUCUUAGACAGCGUUAAAGGUUGCGAUCACGAUUGCGCCACUCUUAUGCCCAUAUUCACGUCCAAAUCUCCUCGCGCGAGGAAAAUCUCCAAGCAGCGGUCAAUCGCAGUAGCAUCAGAUGACGUCUUAAAAUCUGACGUGCUCGUUUCCUCUUCGCCUAAAGACUCCGUGAUCCCGAGACAGCCAUCAAUCGGCUCAGAUCUCUCCAGUGAAAAGUGGAGCGCCAACUUACUUUCGGAACCCCCAAAAAACAAGUUUACGCCAUCAUUGGACGGAAAAAGUCUAGAUUGGAAGGAAGAAUUGGGAAUCGAAAGGAUAGACGGCAACGACGAAAGGCAGGAAGAGACGGAGGAGUUUUUGGUGGUGGCGAGAAAUGAGGCCCUCUAUUUUUACAAUAGCGAAUGCUUGGGUCCUUGCCUGGCCUUCGAGAGCCAGAAGCGUUAUUACGUCCAAUACCUGCCCCGUAGUCGGUAUUUGGUUACGGUGGAGAAUAAGGGGGACGAUUUGGACCGGGGCAAAAACAUCGACAUCCUGACCGUUUACGACGUGCACAAUAAAUUCGUCGCGUUUUCCUGCCCCGUUCCCGGAUUCGUGGCUAUGUACACCGAACCCGUUAAAUUGGUCAACAUGCCCAGAUCUACUUCUUAUCUCGUACUCACUCGUAGCCCAGAAGGUGGUGGAUACUCCUUGCUAACUUUGACAGAAAAGAGUCUAUCGUACAAGCUGGAAACGUUGUUUCGCAAAAAUUUAUACAAUCUGGCCUUGGGAUUGGCUAGGAAUUUCACGUCACCCGCUUCUAAAAUUGCUCAAAAUGGCGGCGAUGACGGAAACGAUAACUACCAAAAUAAUUCUGUCCUCGCUAAUAUCUUCAAGCUGUACGGUGACCAUUUGUACUCGAAAUCCGACUACGAAAACGCCAUUAAUCAGUACCGGAAAACGUUGACCCUCAUAAUGAGCGGGCGGAAAGAAGCCAAGAACGCUGGCUUCAAGACGUAUCUGGAACCGUCCUACGUUAUCAGGAAAUAUUUGAAGGCCUCUCAAAUCAAGCUUCUGACCUUUUACCUAGAGGAUUAUUUGAAGCUCUAUUUUACUCACCGCCUAAAUCUGACUACGGCUGGAAAUGCCAAAGAAGAAGAUAAUUGUGGCGAAUCCGAUGAUGUUUGGUGCGAGGAUUUAAUAGAGCUCCUGAUAAAUUGUUACGUCAAAUCCGGCGAAUCCGCGAAAUUGGACAAAUUCUUGGAAUCCUUUCUCACCUUGCACACCAAUAUAACGUCCGCGUCUAAUAGAAGGCCCGCCAAAACCGCCGCCCUUAAAGAUGACGGUCAUCACCUUGAACGCCAAAAUAGCGGGAACAAUCGUGAUCGCGAAGGUUCCGUGGAAGAUCCCGUCAAAUCGAAAGCGAACGAAGAUAACGAAGUGAUAAACGUCAUAGUCAGGGUCUUGGGCUCGAGAACGGAGGAUGUCUACAGGAAGAGAGCCUCGAACUUGGCUUUGAUGUACGGUCUUACCCAGACAUACCUCAAGAUUGAGAUAGAGGAUAACAAAAAUUAUUCGAAGGCUUUAGAAUAUAUCAAGACCGUAACCGAACCCGAAGAAGUUUACCUAGUCAUCAAAAAUUACGGAAAGCUUUUGCUAGAACAGGAUUCCACAGCGACUAUAGAUAUACUGAUACGCCUGUGUCGUAAUUCCGAAGAUACUAUUGGUAAGGCCUCGUCCGUUAUAAAGCCCGAAGAUUUUCUGUACCUUUUCCUGAACGAAGGGGACGAUAAACUGAGUUAUUUUUUGGAAAACGUCAUUUCUGCCUCCGAAAAUUGCGACGCUGUCAAUUCGAAAAAGAAUUCGGAGGAGAUGGUCGAUCAGGUGGUCUACAAUACCCUGCUGGAACUUUACAUGGCAGAAUUGCCCCAUCAAUUAGAUCCUUUACUUGCCAAGAAAAAGCAGCGCCAAAUAACCGAUAUUAUUUUUGGCCAACCACCGGCGUACGAUAUCGAUCGUGCUUUAAUAGAAUGCCAGAAACAGCUGAUCACCGCCAGGGCGGCGGCGCUGCAUAGAAAGCAAAAUGGCCUCCAGGACGAUAAUAAUAACGCCGAAUUCUUCGCUCACCUAACCCGAUACCUCUGCGAAAAUAAAUCGGCCUGUAGCGUACCUCCGGGAUCUUACAAUCAAAUGGACGGAAAAAAUGUUAUCGAUAAACACGACGAUUGGAAGGAAACAUUGAAAAAAGCCCUGCACGUUGACAGGGAUAGACAAAAUUCGGUGGACAUUCCUCUGCAAAAUAAACGGGUGGCCAAAUCGCUCCAAUCGAUUCAUCAUUCCGCCAUCGAAGUGCUACGUUUUUUGAACGCGCGUUCCAACGGUAAAUUGCAGUUUUCGGCUUUUCAGGAUUUUAUAACCGAACAAUUCGAGAGUAAUCAAAAAGACAUCGAUAGGUUGCAAAAGAUCAUCAAAGAAUCCACCGAAAGGAUAGAGAGGAACGAGACUAUAAUACAAGAUCUGGCAAAUAAGCCUCAAAUAUUCCAAGUCAAUAAAUGCGGCGCCUGCGCACACGCCAUAGACACCCCCGCGGUUUAUUUUUUAUGCAAGCACGGAUUCCACCAGAAUUGCUACGACAGCUAUUCAUCCAACAUCGAUUUAUCUCGCAGUAUUUCUUUCGACCUCAAAAACGCCAAUAACCCAUUCGCCUCAUCUUCGAAUCCCUACGCUACUAACUUCAAUAACAAUCAUUACAAGAAUCUUACUAAUUUCACCAUCAAGGAUAACAAUGAUAAUAUCUCGACGACCAAUAACAACGCCUCGCAUAACUUGAGCGUACCUCCCGGGUGCCCAAUUUGCGAAAGCUCGGAAUCGGAUUGGAAGCUUUUCCGCAAGCUCAGCCGUCUCAAGGAAAGCGGCGUGAACGAACGCCAAUUGAAUCGCAACAAAUACGACGAAAAUUUUCACCGACAACUCGAAAAGUGUCGACUUUUGAGGGACAAACCGGACGGUUUUAGCCGACCGGCUUCCGAUACGAAUAAUACGAAUGCCAUAGGGUCUAAUAUCGGCAAGGAUUCCGCGGAAUACGCGAACUUCAACGAAACGACUUCCGUUUUCGGACUGCUGUCUAAGUAUUUGGGACAAGAUUUGUUUGAGAGGGUCGAAUUAGUGACCGAUGACGAUAUACCCGUGCCAACUGUAGACAAAAACCGGAUAGACGGCGGUAAUAAACGUUUGUCAUCCGGUCCUAGCUCGAAAAGUCGAAUACACUAUAAUCCAUUCCCGAUCGAUUAACUUAUCGAUAAAAGUAUUCCUCGAUGAUCAUCACUCAGUGGUUCGGUUCCCCGUUUAUGCAAAAAUAAUCUUUAAAAAAAAAUUGAUUUAUUUAUUUAUUUAUUUUGUUUAUUUUUGUUUUGUUUUUGGGGAAAUUUAGAAAACAACAACCUUUGUAUUUAAGGUAUUUUUUAGGAAAAAGAAAAAAUGUUUUCGUUUUAUAUCGCUUUUAAAAUUAUAGAUUAAAUUAUUCCGUUCCGAUUAUAAAAAAAA